AGACUCGGCUGACCGGGUGUGGAGAAUUCUUUCCUUGGCGAUGGCUCCCUGGCGAGGUCUCUGGCCGUGCCUCCCUCUGCUGUGCGCCGAGCUCCUCGCCUCCCCCCGCCGCUGCGUCUUCGACGAGGUCCAGGCUCGGGUGCGGGUGGUCCGCGCCGCUCCUCGGCCGCCCAGCCCGGGGGUGGUCGCGCCCGUGAGGAUCGGCACCUGGAUUUCCGGAGAGGGCGACCGCCUGCCGGAGUUCGAGGAAAGCCGGAUCCGGGCCACCGUGGAACGGGCCGUGAGGACGGUGUCGUCAUUUCUCUCAGUGGCGAGAUCCCCGACGCCGCUGUUGCUGAGGCGGGACGUCAACAAGUACUGCAAGUUUUUGUGGAAGAAUUCGAGCAGCGUCAACUACAACCGGUGCGGUCGGGCCAACGGCAACUACAGACACGAGACGUGUCUGGAUGCGAAGAUCCCGGACGAUCACCUGGCCGGCUGCGACGUCUACCCGCGGGCCGACGCCGCCCGCCGGGUCACUCUCAGGCGUCCGGGCUCCGGAGCGCCCGACGCGGACUUCCUGCUUUACGCUCACGUCCGAGCCUCGGGCAAGUGCAGGGCGCAGCCCGGAUUGUUGGCCUACGCCGCCCACUGCCGGACGGACGCCGGCGGGAGACCUUUGGCUGGCGUCGUGGUCAUCUGCAGGGACGGACACGCGAGACUGACCGUGCAGACGGUGGUCCAUGAGCUGUUCCACGCGCUGGGCUUCUCCAAGGAUCUCUUCCCCACGUGGCGGGACUGUUUGUCAGCCGGCGCCGGCUGUUCCCCUCGGGGCAAAGUGACUCACGUGGACGGAACGGGCCAGACGAGGAUCUACACCCCGUCCGUAAUCUCGGCCUUGCAAAGGCACCUGGGAGCCGUCGAUCCCGAGCUGGGAGGGCCGCUGGAGAACGCCGACGCACCCCCGGGCGGCGUUUCCUCCCACUGGGAGGCCCGACUUCUGCAGGGCUCCGUCAUGUUGGCGGCGCCGAGCCGCUCCGGCGCCGCGCGGAUCGACCCGCUGACUUUGGCCGCGUUUGAGGACACGGGCUGGUACAGCGUCGACACCGGCCGGGCCCAGCGUCUCGUCUGGGGAGAGGGCGAAGGAGCUUCGUUUGGUUCCACGUUGACGUGCGCCGACAACUCGUCGUCCUUCUUCUGUAGCGGCAGCGGGCUCGGCUGCCAUCAUCUGCAUCUCCACAAAGGGAAGUGCCAGAGCGACCCCUUCCUGGACGGCUGUCGCGUCUACAAAGCUUUGGACAACGGGAGCGAGUGCUGGAAGAAAGAAAACGAGAGGAAGUCGAGUGAAGAACGCCGCGGCGGGGAGGUUUUCGGCUCGCGCAGCCGCUGUUUCUUCUCCGAGCUGACGACGCUUAACCCGAGUCAGUUCACCGUGACGGGACGCUGUUACAGACACAGGUGCACUGGACCAAACAGCUACCAAGUCCAGGUGCUGGGCUCCGACUGGGUGGACUGCCCGGCAGGAGGCAGCAUUCAGAUAAGAGGAUACCAGGGUUCUGUUUUCUGCCCCGACAAGAGGUUGUGUCUGGACUCCGAUGGCGGUCUUCCCUCAGAGGCUGAUGAGGUUUUCGCCACAGGUCAACCGGAUGCUACCCGGUCAGCGCCCAGACCCGCUGCAGGCCUUCUGGUGGCCACAGGAGUCUGUCUUUCAGCGGUGCUCGCUCUCCUGGUAGUCCUCGGUCUGGCGAGAUCCAGAUGUUCUCCUUGCAAGAUUCGAAUCCACGCGGCUGCGGGGGAUGUUUAACCCGAAACACCAUCUUGCUGUCUCACCGUUUAAAAUGCAUAAAUAAAUACAUUUUAAAAAAGGUCAUUUGUGCUAUGCUUUGAAACUAUGAAUCAAAUAAAUUCGAGAAAAGUGACCCUUUGUUUAGAAAAUGUCAACAGUGGGGAUAGUUGAACUAGUUUUUUUUUUUUUUUUAAUGAUUAAAAUUGUUUUGGAAACACGUUAUCCGUUCUGUGCAUGUUUUCCCCAA
Molecule: messenger RNA, 2012 nt
Organism: Syngnathoides biaculeatus (alligator pipefish)
Lineage: Eukaryota; Metazoa; Chordata; Actinopteri; Syngnathiformes; Syngnathidae
Product: ciliated left-right organizer metallopeptidase
Exons: 13
Coding region: 41-1783 (580 amino acids)
Biological process (GO): proteolysis; cell adhesion
Cellular component (GO): cytoplasm; membrane
Molecular function (GO): metalloendopeptidase activity
Source: RefSeq, a predicted model, not a curated record